Messenger RNA from Paramecium sonneborni, 1049 nucleotides. The record is from the annotation of a GenBank genome assembly. Lineage: Eukaryota; Ciliophora; Oligohymenophorea; Peniculida; Parameciidae.
AUGAGAAAAACAUUAAGACAAUGCUUACAUAAAUCAUCAUUUUUAAGUCAAAGAUAGACAAAUCCAGAUCUCACAUAAGAUAAGAGAUUGGGAGUGAGAUUUGCUACAUAAUAUUAAUUGACUGUUCCAGAUAUUGCGACAACAGAUCCAAAUUAAUUAGAAUUGAUUAGAAUAAAGGAAAAAUAUAAAUGGAAAUGUGAAGAAUUGGAUAGAACGAAGCAAGUUAUUGAAGAAGAACAUAAGUAGAUAGAAGAUAGAGCUAAUGUAUUUAUAAAUGUUAUAAAGAAAUUAAAUAAAGGAGAAAAAGAAAUGCGUAUAUUAGCAGCUUAGAUUAAAGAGAAAUUAAAUAUUUUAGGAGAAUAAGAAUAGAAUUUCAGAGAGAAAGUAUAAUAAUAGGAAGAGAAAAUGAAGGAGAGAGAAUAAUAAUUAUUGAUUAGUAAAAAUUAAUUAGAGGAGUAAUAAAAUGAAUUAGAUUUGGAAAGAAAUAAAUUACAGAUCAGAGAGAAAUGUUUAUAGGAGAAGGAGUAUGUUAUAGAUUAAAAAUUAAGAGAAGUAGAGUAAUAUAUAGAGAAACUAAAAUAUUAAUUAUAAAAUGUAAAUUAGAAGGAAAGUAAGAUUUAUUAAGUUAUUUAUAAGAUUAUUAUCAUAAAUAAAUAGAUAAGUUGAAUUAAGGGCUAUAGACUAUAAUUUAACAUGAAUUAUCAAUAAAAAAUAUAGAAUUCAAUUUGAGUAAAUAGGUUAAUUAAUUGAGAGAAGUGGAGAGUAGUUUGAUAGAUUAAUUGUAGAAUUGUAAAUAAUAGGAGGAAUUGUUUGAUUAAAGAGAUUUAAAUAUAUAAGUUAGUGAAUAAUUAAUAAAUAGAAAAUUGGAGUGGGAUAGUAAAUAGAUGUAUUCAGCAAAAAUGUCUAAGAUAAAUUCUGAUAAUUCAAGAAUGGAGAUUUCGAAUUUUGGUCAUUCUGCAUUUUCUCAAAAANAUAUCAUAAGUCUUACUAGCAUUUUUUUAGAUUUAUUUUUAAUUUAAUUUAAGUUAUAAAAUAAGAAGUUGAUAUGA